This is a messenger RNA of Colletotrichum acutatum, 3316 nucleotides long. RefSeq names its product nuclear pore protein 84/107. Gene Ontology annotation, cellular component: nuclear pore outer ring; nuclear pore. The record is from RefSeq and is a predicted model, not a curated record. The coding region runs from base 153 to 2885 and encodes 910 amino acids. The transcript has 3 exons. Gene Ontology annotation, biological process: protein import into nucleus; post-transcriptional tethering of RNA polymerase II gene DNA at nuclear periphery; mRNA export from nucleus. Gene Ontology annotation, molecular function: structural constituent of nuclear pore. Lineage: Eukaryota; Fungi; Ascomycota; Sordariomycetes; Glomerellales; Glomerellaceae.
GGUCCCAUGCGCAACCUUGCCGACGACCAACGAUCGACCAUUCCACAUUGAAGUCAACGAGGCGACCGAAUACCUUCUCCCCAUUGUGCGCAAACUUUCGAUCGAUAUUUCCCUAGAUCCCGUUCCCUUCGACGACGAUUGCAUUCCCGAAAAUGGACGGAAUCGGGCCUGAAGUUGAGGUGUUCGCGAACAUUCUUGACGAUUGCCUAGCGAACCAAGGCACCGAUGAGGACAAACGCGCAAGGGUCUUGGGGCUGGUAAACGCAUACCACGACUAUGCCGCCGAAAAGUUGUCGCAGCUGCGCAAGCCACGCCGUCAGGGCUCAAUUGGCAACAAUGAGAUGGACCUGGACGAUGAAGAAGAGGCAGAGGCUGCGGCAGAUUCAGAAGAGAUUCGAGUAUGGGAGCAAGAGAGACAGACAUGGGAUCUCGUUCGUCGCCUGAUCCCGCUGAGAUAUUCUGUUCGAUCCUCGACGAACCAGCAAGCUACGUACAGUGGAGAAGAUCUGUGGAGGGCAUUCCUUGCGAACGACCAGUCGGCCACAGAGAGGAAGACCAUUCUCGAAUGGUUACAACAAGGCGCGAGAGCUGGCCCCGACAUCGACGACCUCGUACGAGAGCUCCAGCAAAACGCCGACAGAGGUGACAUCAUCGCUCACGGCUGGAUACACACAAGGUCUGCCAUCAAGUUGCAGAAGAGUGUGAUUGGCUCUUCACGCCCGCUUGACGUGCAUUUUCCGGAGGUCGCACGCUCUCUAGUCAACUCAGACAAGGCGCCACUCGUUGCCGAACUAGACCCAGACUCUGUGAUCAGACAGGGUCGGAAGUUGGAGCCACAGGAUGAGUACUUUGAGAGGGCUAUCUGGGUAGGCUGCUUCCAGCUUCUUCGAAGAGGCUGUAGUUUAGAGACUACGCGGGAGUGGUGCUUGGAGAGGACGGAGGUUUGGAGGGCUGUAUCCAUGUCCGCCUUACCCCUUGCAAGUGAUCAUGGGGAGACCACACUUGUCGACGACCCUUCAGGGCUUGCUCUUUGGAGACGCAUGUGUUUUGCUCUUGCUCGCCAAGGAGGCACCGAUGAUAUUGAGAGAGCAGUAUAUGGGGUGCUGUCAGGAGACAUCCCCAGCGUGCAAAGGGUAUGCCAGACUUGGGACGACUUCAUGUUCAUGCACUACAACGCUUUGAUUCGCACACAGUUCGACACUUUCCUACUCAGCCAAUGCUCUCCAGAAGCAUCAGCAACCAUCCGCUCAUCGUUCGCCGCUUUUGACGCAGUUCAGUUCCAUGGCGAUGCAGCCACGUUGGAGCAACGCUUGAUCCGCAACCUAGAGACCAGCCCGCACACGAGCAAGGAAGCUUUGGAGCCUAUCAAGGCACUACAGGCCGCCAUUAUCUCGAGAGACCUCCAACGGCACUUUUACGAGCAGGGUGUGGCCAUCACACAGAAGGCGAAUUCCAAGGAGGCAUCUGCGCUCAUGCCCGAUCACAGCUGCCGCAACGUCGACGUAGUGACGGAAAAGUUCGCUGACAUCAAAAAUCCUGAUGGCCUGCGAAUCGCUGUUCAUGCACUCAUCAUCUUCGAUACGCUUGACAAACUCGGCACUCUGAAAACCAACACCGUAACAAUGAGUUCGGAUCACAAUCGUCGUGAAUUGCAAGAGAACACGAUUACGCAGUACAUUAGCUUGCUCCGCCUAGCAGGCUUGGAGGAGUUGAUACCACUGUAUUGCUCCAGGCUUCAUCCAUCGAGAGCCUUCCAAGUGUUGAGCACAAACCUACUUCCCAUCACCGAUAGCGAAGCUCGUCAAGAGCAGCUCACCUUCAUUCACAAAGCAGGACUAGACGUGGUGGACUUCGUCAAGGCACAACCACAGUUCUUGUUCCAGACCUUGGGCCUCGAUACAGCGCAAAACGAUGCAAUGCGGGAAUUCCAGAUCAUGGACGAUGGUCCGGCGUCCUUAAAGUACGGACGUUCCAUCAAAACAGACUUCUUCGGGGAAGAUCCCGAAUCCAUUGACCCGGUCGACGAGCGGUUGAUCCGGUCAGUAGAAUGGCUGCUACUAGUCAGCGAGGCCUGGCCUUAUGUCUUUUCCACCGGCGUGGCAAUCUACAAGCACUUUCUAAAGACCAUGCAUUUGAAUGCUGCCCGAAGCUUCGCAAAUCGUGUACCAUUCGAUAGCAUUAUGCGCAUGCGCUCAAGCGACUUCCCUGAGCAAGCAGAAGACGAACUCUGGUGGACACAAGAUGGAGAAUUCUGGGUCAACCAGCUCGAAGGCGCGGGUGCGAUGGACCUCUCGCCAAGUCAAGUAGUAUCGGACGCCAAGGUGUUGCGCGAACUUGAGUGUCUCGUCAGAGCCUUGGACACAAUGGAGACUGUCGCUUCACUGGCGGAGCUGUCAAGGGAGGACCCGUCGGUCAAACGAGAUUUCUGGGCUAAGGUCGGCAACGAGGUCAAAGCAGCCAAAGAACACGUGCGACCACUACUGGUUGACUGGCUGGGUAGCCAAGGUAACCCGUGCUCCUUAAAUCACAUUUCUCGGAGAACUAAUCCGCUCGUGACAGAAGAUCAAGACUUACAAGCGCUGCGGGAAGCAUAUCUUCCCGAGACAAUCCUCGCCUACGUCAGCACGCUCCAUUUCGCCGGCACGACGCUGACGAGGGAUAACUUUUUGGAGUGUAUGGAGCUGGCAGCCACUAUUGCGGAGAAGGGCUCCGAUGUGGCAGAGUGCUUCACCAAGGCUAAGCGAAUGAAGGAACUGGUCGAGUGUUUUGCUGCCUGCAGCAAAGCAUUGGCCGUUGCAUCGGGCGAGAAGAAGGCGGCCAAUUCGAGCAGCAAGAAGCUACGUGAAAUGGGAUGGUCACGGGAUCUUUGGUCCGUAAAGCACUGAAUUGGGCAGUUUACUGGCGAGUCACAAUGUUUGUCAAGAAUAAGGAAUGGGGAUCUGAGGCCUGUACUGGAGAUGUGUCACGUCUACAUGAGAUUCAGCUGGCACACGGCAUGCCGCUCAGGAAGACUUCGGCCAGGCAUGAUAUGCCUCGAAUCCAACAAGGUCAUUCAGCUGCCAAGUUGAUUGAUGCAGGGGGGCGAUUAGUUAGAUCGAGGCUUUGCAGGCUCACAAAUAAAAGAGUAUCACAGCAAAGAAGAAGAGGGGGGGGAAAUCACCAAAAGUGAAGCAUUUCGUAACCCUUUUCGCCAUUCUUGUGUUGAGUUCCUACUUAUAAUUGAGUACUCCGUAGAGAUGUGUGUUUAUGGGUAUGAUAUCAUACUAGGUACGUAGGUAGACGCGAGCUUAAAUUAAUAGGAAGUACAAUCUGAUCU